This is a messenger RNA of Vitis riparia (riverbank grape), 1471 nucleotides long. RefSeq names its product protein COFACTOR ASSEMBLY OF COMPLEX C SUBUNIT B CCB4, chloroplastic. The transcript is spliced from 8 exons. Bases 259 to 1134 code for a protein of 291 amino acids. Gene Ontology annotation, cellular component: chloroplast. Lineage: Eukaryota; Viridiplantae; Streptophyta; Magnoliopsida; Vitales; Vitaceae. The record is from RefSeq and is a predicted model, not a curated record. Gene Ontology annotation, biological process: cytochrome b6f complex assembly.
GACGGAGGGAUAAAUUUAAGCGUUAAAUUUGUGAAAUGUUGGAAAUUGAAGGGUGGUGAAUUGGGGCCAAUUUUAUUUGAACUAGGCCUCAUAAACCGAAAGCCCACUUCUUGACAAGGGCAGAUCCCAGUGGCUCCUUCUGCUUCUCCACUUCAAGCUCUAAUACAGCAGAGCGCACCUCAUUGUUAUGAGUUAUCCCACGAGUUAUCCAAAUACAAAUAAUACGUGUCCGUAGAAGCACAAAAGACAAUUCGAUUGAUGGAAGCGGGAAGGCUUCUCCGUACACCCAUUCCAUGGAGGCCCAAGCUCACUCCCUCUCCUCCCACUUUCCCGCGCUUUGUUAGGGCUUCUUCAAAAUCACAGGGACGUUACCGGGGACCUAAGCCAAAGAGGGAUUGGCUUGCCGAUUGGGUCUCCAACAACGACGGCACUGUCCGGAGCUUGCCGAUCUACGUUGGAGGAGUCUCUCUGUUAUCUGUUCUCUUUAACCGCACCAUUUCGGGCAUUGCCCCCGUUGCUGAUGCCAGCAGUUCACAGUCAAGAGCAGAUCUAUUGACACUUGGUUUGGCCGUUACCAAUAUUCUAGCUGGUCUGGUAUGGCUGUCAAUUCGGCCAAAAUCUAUAUCUGUGGUAAAUCCUCAAGGUGUGGAGUGUAGGAGGAUAUAUCCUAACAAUGCUGCUUCACUGGUCUCUGAGCUACUUUGGGUAUGGGAAUCUCUUUCUGUUGUGACAUGCUGCCGGUCUCUAGUUAUUCUUUAUGAUAGUAUUUGUAUCUUGCAAAUUGGCAUGGCUGCUGAAUCUUCCGCUGGUGAUGGCGAAGCAAUGGCUGUGGAAGCCACUAAACUGAUGCAAGGGUCACUCUAUCAAGGUGUUAUGAAAUCUGGAGCACAGAGCUACUUGGCCAACCUAUCUCUUUAUCCUGGGAAGUCUGAGCUGCCCUUUCUGCCUUCAAAUACACAGGCGGUUAUUUUGCAGCCAAUUGGAGACAAAGGAAUUAUAAUAAUUGGUGGUGACACAAUUAGGGGUUUCACAACUUCUGACCAGGCAUGGAUAACAUUAAUUGGAGAGAAAGUGGAUGCUUCACUUUCAAAAUAUGUAAAUAACCUCCCAGUGGCAGUGCAAGACAGGGUGUGAAACUUAUCGAACUGUGAGUUCCUGGGUAACUGUAUAAAUUACACUUUUUGUAGCCUGCAAUCCAGGGGUGUGUGUGUGUGUGUAUGUGUAUAGGCAGUGCAAGACAGUUUGAAAUUUAUCAAACUGUGAGUUCAUGUUUUCAUUCAUGCAUAACCUCCUUGGUGGCCUUAAUCAAGGCUAUAUAUAUAUAAGAGAGAGAGAGAGAGAGAGAGAGAGAGAGAGAGAGAAUUCAUGCUUUUAUGAGUUCAUAAUGAGAUUUUUAUUGGCUGCCAGAAUUUCUGUAUCCUGAAUAUUUCAAGUGCUUUCAGAUGGUAGGCGCACAUUCUACUUUGCUAUG